AUGAAUCUCUCGCUAAUUGACCCGUUUAUUUUGGCUCAGGAUUAUCCUGAUACACUGACUGAGAAGCUCAGGAGUGGCCAUGCAACAUGUUUGAAGUUUAGUCACACCGGUGACUACCUCGCAUCCGGACGAGUGGAUGGAACUGUCGUUAUAUUUGAUAUCGAGACAAAUGGCGUCGCGCGCAAGCUGAAGGGUCAUACUCGUCAGAUCCAGUCUCUCAGUUGGUCUCGAUGUGAUCGCUACCUCCUCACCUCCUCACAGGACUGGAAAUGUACCCUAUGGGAUCUUCAAGACGGUUCUCGCAUACGGAUAGUUAGAUUUGAGGCGCCAGUAUACAUCGCUGAGCUGCACCCAUUCAACCAUCUUCUAUUCGUUGCCUCCCUCUUUGAAGACCAGCCCGUCCUGGUCGAUGUCUCCGGAGAAACACCCAUUAAACGAAUCCUUCCUUCCGCUCCACAUCGAGCUCUGCCUUCAAACGGCGAAGAAGUAGACCCAGCAGUUGCAGCGAAGCAAGCCGCCCAAGAUGCGAAGCAGUCAACCUGCGUCACCAUAUUCACAGCCUUCGGAAACCACAUUAUUGCCGGGACCUCCAAAGGAUGGAUCAACAUCAUCGAAACCGAAACCUGCACAACCAUUCACUCCAUGCGUCUCUGCAACGGAGUGGUUAUCCUCCUUCGCCUCGCUAGUAACGGACGAGACCUUCUAGUAAACAGCUCAGAUCGCGUUAUCCGCACCGUCAUAAUGCCCGACCUCUCUCAAUUAGGCAUUGACCUCGAACCCGCCGCAAUAAAACUUAACGUGGAACACAAGUUCCAGGAUGUUGUUAACCGCUUAAGUUGGAACCACGUUACAUUCUCCUCGACUGGUGAAUUCGUCACUGCAACCACAUACAUGAAUCCCGAUAUCUACGUCUGGGAACGAAGCCAUGGAUCCCUCGUUAAGAUCCUCGAAGGUCCACGCGAGGAACUCGGUGUCGUCGAGUGGCACCCGGGUCGACCAAUGGUGGUAGCCUGUGGACUCGAAUCCGGAUGCGUGUACAUUUGGUCGAUCAUAAGUCCACAGAAAUGGUCAGCACUUGCGCCGGAUUUCAGUGAAGUCGAAGAGAACGUGGAAUACAUGGAGCGGGAGGACGAGUUUGACGUACACCCCGCUGAACAGGUGCAUCAGCGCCGACUGGAUCUUGAAGAUGAGGUGCCGGAUGCGAUCACAAUGGAUAAUGUUAAGGAUGGGGACGUUGUGCCGUUUAGUAUGCCUGUUCUCCUGGAUAUCUCGGAUAGUGAGAGCGAGGAGGAAAUUAUCGCUGUUGGACCUGGUACUAUGCGGCGACGAACCCCGGGUGCAGGCCGUGAAGGCACCGAGGCAGAGGAGUCUCGCGCGAGUGGUGCUUCCCGUGGCUCUGGACGAAACCGCCGGCGUUAA
Messenger RNA from Penicillium malachiteum, 1419 nucleotides. RefSeq names its product Set1-mediated histone H3-K4 methylation subunit Swd1. The transcript has 5 exons. The coding region runs from base 1 to 1419 and encodes 472 amino acids. Gene Ontology annotation, cellular component: Set1C/COMPASS complex. The record is from RefSeq and is a predicted model, not a curated record. Gene Ontology annotation, molecular function: protein binding. NCBI's taxonomy places the organism in Eukaryota, Fungi, Ascomycota, Eurotiomycetes, Eurotiales, Aspergillaceae.